Molecule: messenger RNA, 4371 nt
Organism: Liolophura sinensis
Lineage: Eukaryota; Metazoa; Mollusca; Polyplacophora; Chitonida; Chitonidae
Product: ubiquitin carboxyl-terminal hydrolase 15-like
Exons: 23
Coding region: 3-2828 (941 amino acids)
Biological process (GO): protein deubiquitination
Molecular function (GO): cysteine-type deubiquitinase activity
Source: RefSeq, a predicted model, not a curated record
AAAUGGCGGAAGGAGGACCUCCCGAUAGCGAAACACAGAAGACAGAAAUUGGAAAUUUGAUUAAAAUACCACUGAAAAAAGGAGAUACAUGGUACUUAAUUGACACACGUUGGUUCAAGCAGUGGAAGAAGUAUGUUGGAUAUGACUCAUGGGAUUUGCAUAAUGUUGGAGAAGAAACCUACAAUCCAGGGCCUAUUGAUAACUCCAAUUUAUUUCAAGAUGAGGGGUGUCAGCUGAAGGAGCACCUGAUUGAUGAGCUGGACUAUGUCCUGGUGCCAACUGAGGCAUGGAACAAGCUUGUUUCUUGGUAUGGGAUGGUUGACAAACAGGAGCCGAUUUCCCGUAGUGUGAUAGAACAGGGAAUGUUUGUGAAACAUUGUAAAGUGGAGGUCUACCUGAUGGACCUGAAACUCUGCCAGAACUCUGAUCUGGAGAAAUUGACCACCAAAGAAUUUAGUCGCUCCUCUACUAUAGAUGAUUUAGAAAAAGCCAUGAGAAAAUUGUUUGAAAUUCCGAAUGAAAAAGAGGUGCGGCUGUGGAACCGUUACAUGAGUAAUACCUAUGAACACCUGAGUAAACCAGAUAACACGUUACAGGAUGCAGGACUCUACCAGGGACAGGUAAUUGUCAUUGAACCGAAGAAUGAAGAUGGUACAUGGCCUAGACAGGCUAAAAGCACAAACUCCUACAACUCCGGGACAUCAAGUAUAGACCGGAGUAGCACUAGGUCAAAUUAUAACUCUGGUUCUUAUGAGUCUGGGUCCUCAUAUGGCAGUAGUUACAACAGCAGCUUUUACGGAGGAAGCUACGACCCAGGGCGAGGGAAUUCUGCACCCGGUCUCUGUGGCCUCGCUAAUUUAGGAAACACGUGUUUUAUGAAUUCUGCCAUUCAGUGUUUAAGUAAUGUAGGUAAUUUGACCCAAUACAUGGUUGAAGACCGGUGGAAAAAUGAACUCAAUGAGGACAACCCUCUAGGUAUGAAAGGAGAAAUAGCACGAUCAUAUGCAGACCUUGUGCGACAAAUUUGGUCAGGGAAUUACAGCUACACAGUGCCAAGAAACUUCAAGGUUGCUGUGGGUAAAUUUGCACCUCAGUUCUCAGGCUACCAGCAGCAAGACUCCCAGGAGUUGAUGGCAUUCCUUCUGGAUGGCCUUCAUGAGGACCUCAACAGAAUCCAUAAAAAACCUUAUAUAGAACAAAAAGACGCAAAUGGCCGACAAGAUAAGGAGGUUGCUAAUGAGGCCUGGGAAAAUUACCAGAAAAGGAACGAUUCUGUUAUUGUGGAUACAUUCCACGGACUUUUAAAAUCAACACUUGUGUGUCCAGAGUGUGCUAAAGUGUCAGUGACCUUUGACCCCUUUUGUUAUCUGUCUUUACCAUUACCUAUUAAAAAAGAACGCCCACUGGAAGUGUUUCUUGUUCCUUUGGAUCCCAUGAGCAAAACAAUACAGUAUAAGUUAACCGUUCCCAAAUUGGGUAACAUAGCUGACCUGUGUGCAGCCCUUUCCAAGCAGACAGGAAUCUCUCCAGAAAAGAUGGUGGUUACAGAUGUAUACAACCACAAAUUCCACAAGGUGUUUGGUAUGGAUGAACCACUCAGCCACAUCAUGGACAGAGAUGACAUUUUCAUUUAUGAAGUUCCAGUGUCAAGCUAUCAGGAUCCAGAAACACUUAUUUUACCUGUCUACAUGAAAGAAAGAAAGCAAAAGGGAGGUUUCUCUAAUCACUACACCUCUCCGAGUACGUUGUUUGGACAGCCACUUCUUGUUCCUGUGCCAAGGAAAGAAUGCACCUAUGACAAACUCUACACACUUAUACUUAACAAAAUGAGGCGUUAUGUCACACCACCAGAACCAUCAGAGGAAUGGUGGGCAGAGGAACAGGAAGCCAUGGUGAAUGGAGCAGAUAUGGAGGUUAAUGGUGAUGACGAUAGUGAAGAGACUCAACAACUGGAUGCUAGCUCCUCCUCUUCCAUGCAAACUGCCUCCUCAUCCACAAAUACACGAGAGCAGAAAAUGAUGCAGGAUGAAAGCGUUGACACAAAACAUCGCCUUUUCACUUUGAGUGUCAUCAACUCGUAUGGCAGUGCCGAGUUCCACCGUCUUCAGGAUGAUGAUAAACCCUUAAAUCUGACCAACCGCUCUUACAUUGCCAUUGAUUGGCAUACCAGAGCCAAGGAGAAAUUUUACUGUGAGAAAUCAGCUGAGGAUUUUGAGAUGCACGAGUCCGUUAAACAGAAGAAUCCCCAAAAGAAACAAGUGAUACAGCUGGAUGACUGCUUAAAACUUUUCACAACUAAGGAAAAGCUUGGAGAAAAUGACCCUUGGUAUUGUCCUCAGUGCAAGAAGCACCAACAGGCCACAAAGAAAUUUGACAUCUGGUCUUUGCCGAACAUCCUGGUGAUUCACUUGAAGAGAUUCUCUUACAACAAGUACUGGAGGGACAAAAUUGAUGCUCUCGUGGAAUUCCCUGCUCGUGGCCUUUCUCUUAAGAAGUACAUACUGAACCAUGAGCACAGUCCAGCCAUCUAUGAUUUAAUUGCCGUGUCCAAUCACUAUGGUGGCAUGGGUGGAGGACACUACACUGCCUAUGGAAAGAACAAGGAUGACGGAGAAUGGUAUUACUACGAUGAUUCCACAGUUACCCAUUCCUCCGAAGAAAAUGUGGUGACAAAAGCAGCAUACGUGUUGGUGUACCAGAAGAGAGACCGAUCCAGUGCCGCGCCCACCAUCAGUCGUCCAACAGCAGCUGCUGCUGCAGGUGCCCCCACAGAUGCCGGUAGUACCAAUGGGACAGAGGGCAGUAGUGACGAAAUGGAAACAAACUGACCAACAUGUGCAUAGUAUAGACUGAUCUUUCUGGAAGGUUUCUGUGUGUGUGUCGUGGCCCACUUCAGAUAGCUUGACAUUAUUUAUAAUCUUUACCGGACACAAGAAGAACAAUUGGGAUUGAACCAUUCCCAUGUCCCCCUAUUUUUGUUUUUUUCAUCUCAUCAAAGUGGACUCACUUUGACGUGUUCAAACCUGGAAUGUGAAACCAACAUGAUGGGUGUUUUGCCGAAAGGGUGGUAAAAUUGUGGCACAAGUGAUACAAACUGGCCCAGCAGUGUGAUUCAGUUUACAUUGUAUAUUCUCAUUUAGUACCCAGCUCUUAUAAAGUUGAUGUGUACAUAAUCUGUUAGAAAUAAUUUUCAGUGUUAGUGAUAUUGUUGUUGUUAUUAUUAUUAAUUAUCAUUAUUAUAUCAGGGACCGUCUUAUACAAUUCCUAGCAUGGACAUGGGUUAUGGGUAUAGAUACUAAUGUCCACAGUGCAUGCAGUGAUGAUGGGUCCCUCAUGAUAGUUGGCUAACUAUUUCUUUCUACAUAAUGCUGUCAACUGGGGUCAAACAAAUGUUGUCUUUUACCUGCACUGUGUGAAGAAUGCGACUCUGUGUUAUUUGAUUGUAGAUGGACACUCUCCAGUAUGGUGUUCAGAUUUUCUUACGCUCUUAACUUGAAAGGAAAAAUACAGACAACCCUUUAAGUUAUCAUCUGAAAUGCCUGAGAAUUGUCAGUGUGUAUAAAUGUGUAAGUUAUUUUUGGAAGCAUGGGAUGUCCUGAGUUGCCUAGCAUGUUUUCAAAAUGUUGUCUAAUAGUGAGCUAUUUGUUGGAUGUUUGUGGAAAACUGUGGAAUGUUUUGGAGGUUCUCUUUUCAGUUUUGAGGCAUAAAAAUUUUCACAGAACAUUGCUACUUUAUUUGACGAUAUGUAAGUUAUUUUUUUAAAUGUGUGAUGUCUUGUUCGACUGCAUAAAGUAAGACAGAUUUUCAAGGUUGAAAUGCAUGAAAACUUAAAUUUGAAAAAAGUAGCUUGUGUUAAAAUGAUAAUGGUUUAAAAUGUGUGUGGAAAUUUGUUUUUGAUUACUUCAGGCUGUGUGGGUUAAAAAAUAUUCGUGUAUGGGCUACACUUCAAAGAAGCAGUUCAUUAGUAUUCAAUAUUAGUCUUUAUUUUUUUGUCUUUUAGGUCUAAAUUUCUGUUUGCCCCAACAGGUUUGCAUUUCUGCAGCAACAUGAAUCUUCAGUGUGUUAAAGCUUAUAAGCUGUUGCUGUGUUUCUUUUUUUAUCUUUGUGAUUAUCAGUAGUUAUCACUUUACUCAUCAUUUGUACUUCAACAUCAAACUCUUCAAUAAUCUGCUUUUUCUGGUAUUUUCCAUAUAUAAGAAUAAAGUCUUAAAUACAUGUGCAGGUUAAUAAAACUUUGCUUAUUAUUUUGUAUGGUUUUUCGGUGUAUUGUCAGUUUGCAGUUACAUUCAGACGUACUGUUAUUUACUGUGGUGUAGCCUAUGCCAAUAAAGACAAGAACCUAUUCAUGGUUUUAAUUUAUAUUUACAAAUA